Messenger RNA from Dryobates pubescens (Downy woodpecker), 1654 nucleotides. It is a transcript of the gene TRMT6, whose product is annotated as tRNA methyltransferase 6 non-catalytic subunit. NCBI's taxonomy places the organism in Eukaryota, Metazoa, Chordata, Aves, Piciformes, Picidae. Gene Ontology annotation, biological process: tRNA methylation. The record is from RefSeq and is a predicted model, not a curated record. Bases 4 to 1458 code for a protein of 484 amino acids. Gene Ontology annotation, cellular component: nucleus; tRNA (m1A) methyltransferase complex. The transcript is spliced from 11 exons.
GCGAUGGAGGCCGGCUCGGGCCCGAGCCUCUGCAUCCGCGAGGGCGACUGUGCCGUCCUGAAACGCGGCGACGUCUUCAAAGCGGUCGCUGUGCUGCGAAGAAGAAAGAUUAUCUUUGAGAAGCAGUGGUUCUACCUGGAUAAUGCCAUUGGCCACCUUUAUGGAACUACAUUUGAAGUCACCAGUGGGGGAAGCCUCCAGCCAAAGCAAGAGGUAGAAGAGGCAACCACAGAGACAAAGGAAGCAGGCACAGACAAUCGGAACAUCGUCGAUGAUGGCAAGUCUCAGAAGCUGACUCAUGAUGACAUCAAGGCUCUGAAGGACAAGGGGAUUAAAGGACAGGAAAUCGUUCAGCAGCUCAUAGAGAACAGCACGACCUUCAGGGACAAAACUGAAUUUGCUCAGGAUAAAUACAUCAAGAAGAAGAAGAAAAAGUAUGAGGCGGUCGUCACCGUUGUGAAGCCCUCCACCCGCAUCCUGGCAACCAUGUACUAUGCAAGGGAGCCAGGGAAGAUCAACCACUUGCGCUACGACAGCCUGGCUCAGAUGCUGACCUUGGGCAACGUCCGAGCCGGCAGCAAGCUGAUUGUGAUGGAAACCUGUGCAGGCCUGGUGCUGGGAGCAGUGAUGGAGCGCAUGGGAGGUUAUGGAACCAUCAUUCAGCUGUACCCAGGAGGGGGACCUGUCAGAGCUGCUACCAGUUGCUUUGGAUUCCCAAAGCACUUUUUUGAUAAGCUUCAUGAAUUUCCCCUCAGCAAGGUGGAGAGCCUCCUGUCUGGGACAUUUUCUACCGAGACUCUGCCUUCAGAGCCCGAAGGGAACACUCCAGUGGAAGAGGAAAGCAAUGGAUUGGGGGAGGAGAAGCAGACUGCCCUGCAGGAAGCAGAGGAGGAGCCUGCUACUGAAGCAUCUCUGGAGGUCAGCCAGGCAGAAGAGCAAGAAACCAUGGACAUCAGUGCUGAAGAAGUGGAACUGAAAGAGAACAAAGAGAAAGGAAGGAAAGAAAAUGUGCUGGAAAAGCAAAAGAAGCAGUGGGAGAGGAGGAAAAAGCUGAUGGAAACUGCUGCCCUGCUGAGAGAGAAGAACUCUGAUGGCUUGAUUGUAGCCAGCAAGUUUCACCCCACUCCUUUGUUGCUUUCCCUGCUGGAGUUUGUGGCUCCUUCCAGGCCUUUUGUUGUCUACUGCCAGUAUAAAGAGCCACUCCUGGAGUGUUACACCAAGCUGAGGGAGAGAGGUGGUGUGGUUAACCUGAAGCUGUCUGAGACCUGGCUCCGCAGCUACCAGGUCUUGCCAGAUCGCAGCCAUCCCAAACUGACCAUGAGUGGAGGUGGAGGGUACCUGCUGUCUGGCACAACUGUUGUCCUGGAUAAGGGCAGAGCUGAUGCCAGCCAGCCAGAAGCACUGAAGGUGGAAGAACCAUCAGCUAAAAGAUGCAGAGUUGAGGAGCUCCCCUGUUAAGCCCUCAGGGAUUGCUUUGGUUGAUGGAUCUCAGGACUGCUCCCUUAGGAAAACAGCCAAGGUACCUUCUGUGCUCUCAGCAGCACAGGCCUUGGACCUGGCACAGCCCCCUCAGCAAGAGGCAGCAGAACUGCCUGCUGCCAGGGUCCUCCUGCUCCUCACCAGCUGCCAUCACCAGGAGGAGAGCAGUGACACC